GAGCGCGUCACAGUCAGACGUGAUUGGGAAAGAUCUCAGCGACGGUUUACAGGAGAGAGUCCUCUGAUUCUCUGGUCAACGUGACAUUAUCAGUCUCUUGAUGGAUCUCAGGAACUCGAUCAGAUGAGAUCUUGAGUGUGCCUCAGCACCUGUGCAGGCAGCUGUGAGCAGGCCGUCCUGCCUGUGUCUGUAUGGGUGGGAAUGGCAGCAUCAGCUGUUGGUGGGAAUCACUUACACACAACAUGGAAACACAUUGUGAUCAUUGUUACAACGCUCCUGCUCUUAUGUGCUCCUUCAGUAUGUGCACAGUGUCGAAUCUUGCGAUGCAACUCCGAUUUCGUGGCUGCGACUCUUGAAAUAGGUGUCAUUGGAGGAGGACGUAAGGAUGGAGCUAAUGCUGUCUACUGCAGCGCCCUGCGGUCCUACGCGCUCUGCACCCAGCGGACGGCCCGAGCAUGCCGUGGAGACCUGGCCUACCACUCUGCUGUGCAGGGCAUCGAGGACCUGCUCAUCCAACACCGCUGCCCCAAAACAGGCCCCACGGCUCAGCCGCGGCCCCUGCCCCCUCUCUCAAGGGACGGAUGCUUCUAUGAGAAGGCGUUUAUGCAGAGGGAGGGCCGAGCCCCAGAGUACCUGCACUGUGGGGUGUUUGGAGACCCUCAUAUCCGCACCUUUAAUGAAGAGUUCCAGACGUGUGCUGUGCAGGGCGCCUGGCCUCUCAUAGACAACCAGUACCUGUACAUCCAGGCCACCAGCACACCCACUAGAGGGAGCUCUUACACUACCAUACUCACAAAGAUCACGGUUAUCUUGAAGAACUGGCGCGAGUGUGCAGAGCUGCAGAUAUAUCAAGCGGAGCUGGAUAACGUUCCCCCGGCGUUUGUGGAUGGUUCUGUGACCGGCGGUGAUCGCAGAGGGCAUCAGAGCCUGCGCGUUCACUCUCACGACCCUGGCCGACACGCUGAGAUCUGGGCUACGCACAUCGGGACGAUGAUAGUGGUGCGUCAGGUCGGCCGGUCGCUGAGUCUGUCCGUGCGCUCCCCUCGUGCGAUCGUGGAGUCCCAUACGCCUGAGCAGGACUUGCAGUUGUGUGUAUGGGGGUGUCCGGUCUCGCAGCGUCUGGAGACGCCCUAUGCGCAUCCGUCCACGCCUGCAUACACACACUGCUCCUCACUGCUUCCGGUGCGGGAUGUGUAUUUCCAGGCUUGCUUGUUUGAUCUACAGGUCACUGGAGAUUUGAACUCCAGUGCAUCAGCUGUGGCUGCUUUAGAGGAUGCUCGCGCGAUGAUCUCGGACCCUGAUAGGAUUCACCUGCUGACGGACAGGGCAGGUAACAACCCUCCAUCAUUGCCGGUGGCACUGGCCUUAAGCAUCCUUGUAGAGACCCUCAGACGUACUUUCUUGGGCCCAGUGUGACGUCAAAAACACUGCACUAAAACAUGCCGUAUGUGAUAUUUAAAGGAUAUUUAUACUUUGGUUCAGUGUUUACAUCUCAGUGGUUUGGAAGUUUAUGGUUUGUGAAUAGAGGCUGUCUGGAACGGCCGUGGAAAAAAAUAAUUUUAUUGUAUUUGUUUCAGUGUUAAAUGCACAUAAAGUGUGUGAAUUAUAAAUGUAACAUAUUUGUGGAUAUUUUUAUCUGGAUAAAUGUGAAUAACCUUUGAAAAAAUAAGCAAAUGUGAGUGAUUUGCUCAUUCAUCUCAGUGUAUGUUUUCUCAAAGGUGGAUGAAAUUUAUGCAGGAGUGUAUUUAUAAUAAAGAAAAAAUGUAAAAAUGUUUCCACAGCCAA
This is a messenger RNA of Sinocyclocheilus anshuiensis, 1785 nucleotides long. RefSeq names its product hemojuvelin BMP co-receptor (gene hjv). The transcript is spliced from 5 exons. Gene Ontology annotation, cellular component: plasma membrane. The coding region runs from base 202 to 1416 and encodes 404 amino acids. The record is from RefSeq and is a predicted model, not a curated record. Gene Ontology annotation, molecular function: coreceptor activity. Gene Ontology annotation, biological process: BMP signaling pathway. Lineage: Eukaryota; Metazoa; Chordata; Actinopteri; Cypriniformes; Cyprinidae.